CAUGACGGGAGUUGUAGUUUUUACCUCUCUACAUGCAGAGCUCCAUGAUAGUGGAACAGCGUGCGGUUCUUCACAAGAGUGUUCUAGCAUGCAGUGUAUAAAGUGAAGGUUCUAGCAAUCAAGGUGAGGGUUCUGGCAUGCAGUGUUCCAGGUUCUAAUUCUAGCACUCCAGGUGAGGGUUCUGGCAUGCAGUGUUCCAGGUUCUAAUUCUAGCACUCCAGGUGAGGGUUCUGGCAUGCAGUGUUCCAGGUUCUAAUUCUAGCACUCCAGGUGAGGGUUCUGGCAUGCAGUGUUCCAGGUUCUAAUUCUAGCACUCUGGGUGAAGGUUCUGGCCAUAGGUGUGCGCAGCCUAUUGCAUUAGGGUGUGCAACCUAAAGCACAAACACACGCCGCGUAUGUAUGUGUGUGUGUAUAUAUAUAUAUACACACACACACACACAUAUAUAUACACUGUUGUGUGUGUGUGCGGGUGGUUUGAGGGUGGUGUGUGUGUGUGUGUGUGUGUGGGGGUGCUGUUAGUGUGGUGUGUGUGAGGGUGCUGUUUGUGUGCGAGAUGGUGUUUGUGUGUGUGUUCGUUAGGGUCCUGUUAGGGUGCUGUGUGUGUGAGGGUGCUGUUUCUGUGCUGUGUGUUUGAGGGUGCUGUGUGUGUGUGUGUGCUGUAUGUGGUGCUGUGUGUGUGUGCGUGCUGUAUGUGGUGCUGUAUGUGUGUGUGCGCUGUAUGUGUGUGUGGUGUGUGUGUGUGUGUGUGCGCUGUAUGUGUGUGUGGUGUGUGGGUGAUUGUGGGGGUGGAGGUGGGGGUACAUUACUUUAUAUACCCCCUCCCUUCUUACCUUAUGUAGGGAGGGGAGAUUCUUGUUCCUGCUGCUUUCCCUGGUGGUGCAGUGGAGAGUAAAUUCUAGCCCCUGUGGGGCUAGAGUUCACUCUCGUGAGAUCUGAUUGGGAACCCGGCGGAGCUGCUGGUUGAGCUCCCUGGGUCCUCUCCUGCCUCCCUCCAUGCUGCAGUGGGGAGGGAGACUGAGAGAAGAGCCGGCGCUCGGAUAGCGCCGGCUCUGCAUGAGCCGGCAGGGGAGAUCCUGAGAUCUCCCCUGCCGGUCUCACUCCAUAGGCGUGCCGCAGGGAUUAGGGUGUGCCCAGGCACACCCGGCACACCCUGUGCGCACGCCUAUGGUUCUGGCAUGCAGUGUUCCAGGUUCUAAUUCUAGCACUCCAGGUGAGAGUUCUGGCAUACACUUUAGACCAGAGUUCUAGCAUUCUAAUUCCAACACUCCAGAUAAAAUUUCUAAAAUGUGGCCCCCCAGAUGUAGGUUCUAGCACUUUAGGUGAGGGUGUUCCAUGCAAAGGUUCUAUUUCUAGCAGGCAGUGUUCCACGCGAAGGUUCUAUUUCUAGCAGGCAGUGUUCCAUGUGAAGGUUCUACUUCCAGCAGGAAGUGUUUCCACGCAAAGGUUCUACUUCCAGCAGGAAGUGUUUCCACGCAAAGGUUCUACUUCCAGCAGGAAGUGUUUCCACGCAAAGGUUCUACUUCCAGCAGGAAGUGUUUCACUGCAAAGGUUCUACUUCCAGCAGGAAGUAUUUCCACGCAAAGGUUCUACUUCCAGCAGGAAGUGUUUCACGCAAAGGUUCUACUUUUGGCUGGUUGUAUUACAUGCAAGGUUCUAUUUCUAGCAGGCAGUGUUCCUCGCGAAGGUAAGCAGUAAAAUAUAACUUAGCACAAUAUCUAAGCAAUUGCAAACCACUAAUUAGUCUCUUCAGGUAACGUGAUUCUUAACCAGACAAAGGCAGAACUUAAUAAAGGAAUAUUUACAGUGCAUACAAAAAAAUUAGAUGAUAAACAAAUUAUUUACACCAACAACCGAUAAAAACAAAAGGGAUAAAAUAACAGUCCUAAUCACUUUCUCAGCUCUUCAAAGUAAAUACUUCUGCCUCUCUGGUAGGAAAGAUAGACUCACUUAGAAUUAGAUUCUGUCCCUCAAGCAAGUACAAGGCACAUUUCAGUAUCACUAGAGAUAUACUCUGUGGAUUACCACGCCUCACUCAGAGGUGGAGUUAAGGCGUAUCUAUGGAGGCACUAAGUGACCACCCCGUUGUGUCCAGACCCACAUCAAUCCAAAUGGAAACAUUUGGUUCUAUAUUCUCUUAUGUACCUGCCACAGAAAAAAUAAUUGCAUCUACGAAUUUAUUAUUUUCCCUUUCUAUACAUAUGUCGUACACCUUACUUCUGACCCAAUAUAGCGGACAUCAUAAUCCAAUUCCCCUUUUGGUUAAGUUAUGCCAAACAUGUUUGGGCUUGUUUAGAAGAUGGAGCUUGUCACAUUCCAAAUAUAACAAAAAUGAGGCUUAAUUAUUAUUCUGUGGGUAAGUAUUAAUGUAUUUUUCUUUUGGAUAUGAUACCGGAACAAGGUUUAUGGCCAUUUAACAUAUCAAAGAGUUUUACUCAUCAAUUUAGAAGUAUAGGCCAUAUGGCUGAAGCCAGACAUUCAGGCUUUUCAAGUGUAGAAUCUCACACCUUGCAGAGCCUUUGAUUAAUUCACAGGUUCCAUCCAUAUGGUAAAACCUUUUUCACAUUCCUAUGCAAUUUACAUUACCCCUUCUGUCAUCUCACCUUUCAUACAAUCAAAUUAACCCAUACAAUUAUGCACCCUUGCUGUGACAUGAUAUGUCAGGUUUUGUUCUUUAGGAGUAGGGCUUCUCUUUAAAGAACAGAUUGUCAUAAAAAAUAUGGACCAUCUCAUCUGGCUAUAGGAACAUUUUGUCUCCCUUUCUGCAUAUUUGUUAAAAUUCAUCCAUAUCUGUUUUAUAUCAAUAACUCUGGUAUUCUAUAUAAGAAAAGACAUGGACAAUACACUGUGGUAGGUGAUUAGUUAUUUUUUCUCUUUUCCCCCUAGCCAUCAUCCUGAAGCAUGGACAGUAUUGAUGAUGACGACGAUGUACCCCAGCUCUCCUCUCAUGCUCUGGCCGCACUCCAGGAGUUUUACGCAGAACAAGCGCAGCAAAAUACAGAACAUUUGGAACCCGAGCACAAGUUUUCUGUUGGUGCUGUAGAAGAGGACUGGGUGAGGAACAUAUCUAAACUCAUCCUUUGAAUAAACCUCUGUAUACACACAAGGAGCACUCACAUGAACAAAGAUAGGUUACAAUUGUUGCUAAGAUUAACUAAGUACACUCCAUACAUAACAAACUACUGAUCUAUCAAGGCUAAAGACACCUUACAAAGAGUAUAAGAUGCAAAACAAAAUAUAAAUUUCUUUUUUUGUAAUAUAUUUAUUUUUCAUUAUUGCUGUAUAACACUGCAGUAUAUGCUGGCACUAUAGAAGGUAGACUGUGUUCACAUAUUAUGAACAUACAGAUGUAUUUGUUGGAGGCACUUUGAUGUAGAUGACAGGCUUAGCAUUUGGUCAUAAUGUGACUAAAACCACAUUCUUUGUCUUGAAGACUUUUUAAAAAAAUUUUUUGUCUUUGGCAAAUCAAUAGUUGAUGAUUAAGGUGGGGUUUCAUUACAAAAUUCGGUUAUACUCUGUAUAAACCAACUAUAAUAAAUGUACACCAUUUUAGCAGGUUGUGCUGUUCAGAUAAAUAGUCAGUGAAUAAUGUCCACUUGCACCAUAGGAUUCUAACAAUAUUUUAAAGAAAGUGUCAACACAGGCCAACAAAUUUAAAUUAUGCAACCAAUUUUUUUUUUUUCUCUCUUUAGCAAUUAAGUCAGUUUUGGUAUAGCGAUGAAACAGCGUUGAACCUGGCAAAGGAGCUGAUACAGUCCUGUGGGGAGAAUGGCAGGUAUGGAAUCAUUGUAUGGAGUUGAAAUGAUUGUACAGUUUUUAAUGUAACAUCUGUGUUUUUCACUGUCUGCGUAUAAAAUGUAGUGAAUUAUUGCUCCAAAAACCUUCUUCACAGUAAAAACAAGUCCGUUAUAUUUGCAGGAGAAUGUGUUAAUUAAAGGGACACUGAUGGUACCCAGACAACUUCAUCUCAAUGUGCAGUGGUUUAGUAGAUACAGCAAUGUUAUGAUUAAACUUGCCUCUAAUGACUGUCUAACUGACGACCACUGGAGGCACUUCCAUGUUGAGAACAGAGUUUGACUCCAUUGUGUGAUGUUCAGCAUUUGAUUGGAUGAUCCAGACGUAUGCUGUACAUGCACAUCUUGUUAUCAAUGUUUCUCCAUGGGAAGCUUUGGAUUGGUUGAGAAGCCAGGAUAAUGUCACAGGAGGAGGAGUCGGUGGCAACACUGAGUGAGUCUCGGUGCUGGAAAUGGGGAAGUAAAAUCCUUUUUUCACUAUGUUUUAAUUGGUGGUGAGGGGGGGUAACUGAACACUGUACUGUUAGGAGUCUAUGUUUGUAUUCCUAAUGCUACAAUGUUAAUUUAAUUAUUCAUAAACCAAUCCAAAACAUUGUGUGCAAUACACACAUACAAACUUGAUGAUACUUAUAAAAAAAAAUAUUUAACUGUUGUUUUGAUCAUGUGUUUUUUUUUUUUAUAAUUCUUUAUUUUUGUAGUGCAGUUAUUAGGUACAAACAGGCUUGAGGUACCCCCACGGCAUUCCUCGAGCUUUGUGACAUAUUUCACAAGUGGGGUUAAAGUAGACAAUGCACAUUUUUUAUAUAACAGGUACAUGCGAAAACAUUAAGCUUUUGUUAGUGUAUGUUGCAUUGAGAUGACAGUAGUUGCUGUGUCUAAGAUGCUUUCCCAACCCUGUGCCGUAGAAAGCGGAGCGGUGGAGGUGGUACGAGUGGGCCCAUGGUGUGGUGUGUCAGCGUAUGAAAUGCCUGAGUGCGUGCUGAAGGUGUAGUACCUGUACUCGUGUUUUGGAGGGUUAACAUAGAGAUCCCAACUGUUGCUUAGUGUCUGUAAUGAGGGGUGACGUAUGGUUUACACGUUUUAAACAGGCUUAUGUGAGUUCUAGUCUAUUUUUCUCUGACAGGCUAGGCAGUCUGACCAAGCUAGGAGCAUAUGUAUAUUGGGUUACUCCGGCAUGUUAGGCAAACAUAUUAUUUUGAGAGCAAUUAUAAAUUAGGCUACUCUGGCCAGCCAGGGAGACAGAUCAUGCCAAAAAAAAAUAUAAAAAAAACCAUUUAUAUCUUAGGCUAUUCUGGCGGGCAAAGCAAACGCAUCAUGUUGAAUAAGUAAAAGCAAAACAUUUAUGCAUUAGGCCACUCUGACAGGCUAGGGAAAUAUCCAGCUAAAACCAACUGUAUAUGCAGUUAUUCUGGUGAGUCAGGAAUCGGCAGUGUCCAAGUCCUGGUGGUUGUCUCCAUUAUUUUAUCAGGGCAGGCAGGGUUUUGGUGGUAGCCCGUGGCAUCCCGCCUCUGCGCGUUCUGUGCCGGCUGUCAGCCCACUCCAUUUCGAGGCUGGGUUGUAGAAGCCUUCGCUGCAGGGGAGACAACCAGAAAGGAGGCGGCAAAGUAGUGGUGUCGGGUGGGCUCACGCUUCUCCGAUGUGCUGGAGCGGUUUGUGGGCUGAGAGGUGCUCCGUCGCUGAUCGGCUGUCCGCAUGUAGUGCGGCAUCUUCAUUGCUGGUCGUGGCGCAGUGUGUCGCCAUCUUGGUGCAGGGUGCAGCAUUAGGUAUGUGAGACCGGUUCCCUGAUGUGUCAGAGGUUCCCGCUUCUGUGCCUUGUUUUGCAGUGGGUUCUUCCGCGGUGCAGGAGCUGGCUUAUUGCGUCCCCGUCUUUUCCGCUUAUUACCACCUUGAGGUGAGUGUUGUGCUGGGAUGCUUUGACGGGUGUUUACCGGUGAUCGUUGUGGCGUGUUGGUUUGCAUGCGCCCGGUUGCUUUGCCGUGUAUUGUGGGCGUCUCGGGACCGCAUUUUCUCUUGCUGAUAUUGACGCACGCGGCGUCCGCCAUCUUAGGUAGGGUGCCCUGGAUCAGGCUGCUGAUGCUGCUGGGCCCAAGCUGCCUUGCUGCUUUCGGUGUCACAGGGUGGAGACCGGGAUCACCCCCGCCGGCCCAGAGGGGGGGGAACAGGGCCAGGUCCUCGCCGGUCCGGUCCUCCGGCCGGGCACUGUCAGGCAGGAUAGCGGAGCAGCGGCUGUCCGCCCCGCUCACCGCCGAAGAAGGCCUCAUCUGGAGUGGCAGUUUCUCCCCCAGGGGACUGCGACUCUGGGAGUCAGCCUCUCCCUGGGUCCAGUGGUCUCAGCACACUGAGGAUCAGUCCUGUCGGUCUGCUAUCCCAGGGUAAAUCAUGCUUUAAGGGCUUAUAGAGUGGGAAAGUGCAGGAGCUGAGGUUGCUUGCGACCAUCCAGCUUGGCGGUCCGGCCCCGCCCCCCUGUUUUUUUAUUUAUUUAAUUUUAUUUCUUUUUUCAUUUUAUAGCAUUCUUCAGUGUUUCUGAAUUAACCAAUGUUGCAAGUAUUGUGUAUUUUGUGCAAUCCCAGUUAACUGAGAGGGGUGAGGGUUGAUGUUUAAUGGUGUCUGCGGGAUUAUGGGUAUACUCAGUACAAUAUAAAUUGUACCCACUCAUCUGGAUUCCAGGCGAGUUUGUCAUUUUUGAUCCAAAGAUAAAGUGUUAGCUUCUUGUUUUCUGUUCCAGGAUAGCAUGUGUCAGCACUCCCAGCAUUUACCAGAAGCUGAAAGGACUGUCUGCAGAGAACAUUUCUGUGUGCUUGUUGGAGUAUGACCGGAGGUUUUCUGUGUAUGGGGACGAUUACGUCUUCUAUGAUUAUAAUGACCCUUUAAACUUGCCAGAGAGCCUGGAGCAGCAUAGCUUUGAUCUGGUGAUCGCAGAUCCCCCAUACCUGUCUGAAGAGUGUCUCCGUAAAACCGCCAAAACCAUCAAGUUCCUCGCCAGAAGCAAGGUUCUGCUAUGCACAGGUAUUCUGACCUCAUUACUGCAUUGCAGAACUUUAAGAUUAUCAUGUAUCCUCUACACAUAGUAAACGAAUUUCCAGCUAUUGCUUUACUAAAACUCCUAUCAUGCUGUGCCAGUCCUGUGACUUUAGCUCUACCUUUUUGCUGUCCCUACAACAGAUAAUGUUGCCACUAUCAUAUUGGCAAAGUUUACCGGUAAAGACCCUAUAUGCUGGAAUACAUUCGCAUCUGUACAUUUGCUAGAAGUUUGGCCAGCACAUUGUAUAAAAAAACAAAACAAAACAUUUGUGUUAUUUUAGUCAUUUAGCAUGGGGGGGGAGGAAACACAUGCUGGUGAUCUGCACUUUCUUUAUAAGUUUAAAGUUGUAUUGAGAGUUCCAUAAAGAAAAUGCAAGAUAUGUAUUGACUUAACGUGCAUCUUUAGAUAGAAAUGCUGCAGUAACAUUGUUUGCAAACUGUUGGUAUAUAAUGGCAAAGGAGAGAGCAAACAGAUUUCCCUAGGGUUAAGAAGCACGCCAUUUGCAGGAACGAGCCACCGAGAUCAAUUCAGCAGCCAAAUGUCCUCCUAUCCAGUGAUCUAUAUAUCCAUAAAUGACAACUCUCGGUAUUGGAAUCACACUUUAAUGUUUGUGGGUUUGUUUUUUAAAUGAGGUAUUCAUUGUGAUACAUCUUUCUGGUCAGUUGCCAGUAUAUUAUUUUAUAUAAUCGGUGUUUUAUUUUUAUCUAGGUGCGGUGAUGGAAGAUUUAGCGGCUACCAUUCUUGGGCUGAAGAUAUGCAAGUUUGUCCCAAAGCAUACAAGCAGCCUGGCGAACGAGUUCAGAUGUUAUUCUAAUUACCCACUAGGACUUGAUAUCCAGGUUUAAUAUCGGAGAGAUAGAGAUUCCAUAUCACAGAGGGUGAAUUUGGCUAUACCUAAUGGAGAGAUUAGAACUGUCAGAACUUGUGGGAGUCUUUCAGUCUUUAAAUAGUAAUUCUGCCUGUUAGGGCUUGACUGUGAUGCCUGUUCUCUAUAGUACCUACUUAUGCCGUAUGACUUAAAGAGUUGAUGGACCUCAGUGAUUGUCCUCGGACCAUUGGCCAACGUAACAGCAAAUAUUUUGAACCUUAAGUAAACUAUUAUUAUUUUAAUUAUUAUUGGUGCAGGAUCAAAUUAUUUGAAAGAGUUCUAAGAUGUUGACUGAAGAGACAUUCUAGGACAAAACGUUUCAACAAUUUAUCUGAUAAAGCUUCGUGUACAAAAUAACUUUUUUUGUUUUUUGUUUUGCAUAGUUCUCAUGAAAGCAUCUUGAUCUUUAGGCCCAUUCCCUUCUCUUCCUUGUUUGAGAAGUAGUGAUGACUGUGCAGUGUCUAUGGAUCCUAAUGAUGAAUUAUCUCUAUAAUGUAUGCAAAUGAUGGACUGUAAAUUCACAAUCAUUUUUUAAUAAAUCCCGUUGGCACUUAUUUCCAAUACCAUUAUAUUCAACAAAGAGAUCCACGUUUUACUAAUCUUCUUACUGUGUUGAAUUACCAUUUUCGUAUGCCAAACGGCAUUGCAUCACCCGUCUCACAUUAACAAAAAUGUAAAAUGCUCUGUAAGAAGACAUUCAAAAAAACAAGCGUAUUGUAGGGGAAGUUUACUGACUUUGAGACGGCAAAAUAAGUGCAUUAGUGAUGGCAGAUGUAUCGUCUACAUUGAACAUUAAAAGGCCGCCUGAGCCAUUGGGUCUCACAUAUUGCAGAGAAUCAGUGAUACUGUGGCGGAACCAACCUCGCCACUGUGCACUGGAAAAGCCUGGUUGCUCGCCUGCUCCCUUUAGAUUAUGGCCCUGCAGUUCAGAGCUGUUAUUCUCCCUGCUGAAAGGUUUAUUCGUGCCUUUCAGCCAGGGUGUUCGGUAGAUUCCAUCUACCGAACAAACUACCGAACGAUGGACCACCUGGGAGCUGGAGUGUGCCGUCAAUUGACCGCCCAGAAGCUGCGGUUAACCGCAGCUUAAUUUAUGAACGCUGGGUGGCCUUUGUUUGUCUGCCGAACACGUGGCAGCGGCCAUUUUACCUCCCGAACGGCCAGCGGUGUUCAGCGCCCAAACUAUGGAACUGAAAACGUACACUUAAUGGCGCGAACACCGCUGAGCCGCCAGCCUCCUUACCUUUCCAUUCGGUAAGCAGAACCGAAUGACUGUUCAUUCGGUAGUUUCGCCGGAUGAACAGCAUCCCCCAGAUAGCUAAGCCAAUGAGCCUAUUCGUGUAACGAAAGACUAUGGGAAAGACUUUGGCUCCAUGGCGAUUGAACUGUAUGUAUGUGAUCUGAGCGCCAUUCGGUAGUAAUGUGCGCUCAGAUCUAAGCUAUCUGGGGAUAUGUAGAAUGUAUAUGUUUUAGGUAAUAAAAUGUGACUGUAUGUAAUUUUAUGUCUUUUACUGUAUUGUUACUGCCAUGUGGUUAAUGGAGUUUUGCCUGUGUCCUGGGAGAUUAGUGGAUUACUUCCAAUUAUGUGCAGGACAGAGAGGAGGGAUUGUGAUGUAAUUGUGGGAGUGUUAAAGGUGUAUGUCUGUGAUUGGCUAAGAGCCAAUAUGUUUCCCAGUUUCCCAUUUGGUCCCCUAGGGGAGUGUCCACCAGGUGGGAGACCUGCAUAAAAGCCGGGCAGUUAGCCCCAGUAAACCAGAUUCUGCUUGACCCUCAAACCGAAGUGUCGUCUCGUCUUUGGGGGGAUUUACUGUAUGCUGUUAGAGACUGAUUGCCAGGAGUGUAAGCCGCUUGGGGGCUUUUCCUGUUCGUCUGCUAACAGCUAUUCGUGUGUCUCUAGUUCGGGAGUUUGGAACACUACCUGAUAUGCAGUUCGGGAGUUUCGAGUAUUCCCUUGGUUGCAGUUCGGGAGUUGGUGAAUUCGUGGGUUUGCAGUAGCUGUCUGUACAUCUGAGAAAGGGGAAUAUCGCCUAAACGGUUUUUAACCUCUUGUGUGAAAAACGGUCCGUUACAGAUACAUUUUAAAUAACUGUAUUGGACAAUAAAUAUAAUUGCACACUCACUCACAUGGACAGUCAAUGAGACUUGACUCUCCAUGAAAAACCGCAUCUGUUAACUCUUUUUAUCCUAAUAUAAUAUCACCUCAUUCACCUGAGUGCAGGUUUCUUUAGAACAAAACAAG
This is a messenger RNA of Pelobates cultripes (western spadefoot toad), 9917 nucleotides long. Lineage: Eukaryota; Metazoa; Chordata; Amphibia; Anura; Pelobatidae. The record is from the annotation of a GenBank genome assembly.